UCCCUAUUUCAUCGAGAAACAGAGAUGUCUAUCUAGUGUUUCCUUAUUUUUCUGCAGGAAGGCACUCGACUUGUUGACUUCCUCUCCCCUCCCUUCCUUCCUUCUCUCCGAAGGUACUCAUCUGAAAAAAUGGGAACAAAGUGAUUGUUCCUGUUCUCUUUCUUAAGUCCCUCCAAAAAAGCUCAUCUGUGGAAGGGCCACGCAUUGUCAGGAGGGAGCAGAGAGGGAGAACGGCCGCACAGAGCCACGGCAUCACAGCAAAACAACUCUUGGCCAGGGUCAAGAUGGAAGCAGUCCGUUUCCCACCAUCAACAAGUCCUCAAUUCAGAGAGGACGCUCGUCACCCAGAUCAGCACAGGUUCUACGUGAGACCCCCUCCCAUCAUUAUUAAAGCCCCUAAUUGUUCCCCCUCAAGAUAUCUCACUGGAGACAGCAGAAGCCCACUGCCGUGUUCGCCUGACUUCUUUUCCACGCUGAGCCCAAGUCAUACCCACAGAGAAGGCUCGCAAAAACGCAAAAGGACUCCAUUCAAAAUGGACGCCGACGCGUGUGAAAGCGGCGAAGAGGAGGAAAGCAGCAUGGCCAACACAGUCAACCUCUCCCACCUCUCUUUCCCGUCUCAUUCCGUCCCCGCCGCACCCACUGCGGCCGGAAUGAUCGAGCUGAGCAGGCUCCAUCUUCACCGCAGGACCGCCGCCAUUGACGCCCCGGUUCAGGUGAAACGGGAGCCUUUCAGUCCCCCUCCCAUGUGGCCCCCGCCUCCUUUCCUCAUCCACUCGUCGUACUUCCCACCUCUCCACCACAGCCUCAUCCCGUAUCCCUUCUUCAUGCCCGGCCCUGUAAUGCCCUUCCCGCCCAGGGAGGACAUCAGGUCAGCGCAGCGUCUUCGCGAAGCGCCCCCUCAAGGCAGGCCGAGCGGCGGCGACAAACCCGCGUUUGACGUCCACGUGGACGACAGCUACCACGUUGACGUGGGCGGCGAGCAUAAGCGAUGGAAGUGCCGCAUGUGCGAUAAGUCGUACACGUCCAAGUACAACCUGAUCACGCACAUCCUGGGCCACAAGGGCAUCAAGCCCCACGGGUGUCACCUGUGCGGGAAGCUCUUCAAGCAGCUGAGCCACCUGCACACGCACCUGCUCACCCACCGGGGCAUGAGGCCGCACAAAUGUCAGGUGUGCCACAAGGCCUUCACCCAAACCAGCCACCUGAAGAGGCACAUGAUGCAGCACAGUGACGUCAAGCCUUACAGCUGCAGCGUGUGCGGCCGAGGCUUCGCCUACCCGAGUGAGCUUCGCGCCCACGAGUCGAAGCACGAGAAAGGCCAGGACAACGUGUGCGUCGAGUGUGGUCUGGACUUCCCCACGUUGGCCCAGCUCAAGAGACACUUGACUGCCCACCGCGGCCCCACCAUGUACAGGUGUUCCGAGUGCCAGAAGACGUUCCAGUACCCGAGCCAGCUGCAGAACCACAUGAUGAAGCACAAAGACAUCCGGCCAUACAUCUGCAGCGAAUGCGGGAUGGAGUUCAUCCAGUCGCACCAUCUCAAGCAGCACACGCUCACUCACAAAGGCGUGAAGGAGCACAAGUGUCGCAUCUGCGGCCGCGAGUUUACGCUGCUGGCCAACAUGAAGCGCCACGUGCUGAUCCACACCAACGUGAGGGCCUACCAGUGCCAGAAGUGCUUCAAGAGCUUCGUACAAAAGCAGACGCUCAAGGCCCACAUGAUCGUCCACUCCGACAUCAAGCCUUACAAGUGCAAGCUCUGCGGCAAGGAGUUCAACAGGAUGCACAACCUCAUGGGCCACAUGCACCUGCACUCAGACAGCAAACCCUUCAAGUGCCUCUACUGUCCCAGCAAAUUCACGCUGAAGGGGAAUCUCACCAGACACAUGAAGGUGAAGCAUGGUGUCAUGGACAGAGGACUGGAUGAAAGAUUGUUCCGACAGCGGGGACGCUUCUGCCUUACCUCUCCCAUGAGACUCCUGGGCCAGAUCAACCCAAAAGAGCCAUUUGAUCUUUCCCAGAAGCCCAGAGGCCUGCCGGCUCUUCAUCUUACCCAGUCGGACGGCGAAAGCGUGCCUGGUAGCUCUUGCCAGGAGGAGGAUGAGGAGAGUUUGUACAGACAUAGCCAGUACAGCCCCGACGAGGAUCUACAGGAGCCCUCAGGUGGUGCGGAGGUGAGAGGCCGGGUGUCUCCAGCUCCAGACAGAUGCUUGCAUGCAACAUGGAGACGGCUCGAGUCGGCAUCUCGUUAUGAGGUGGCAGAGAGAAGUCACAGAGAGUCAGGUGACCACGUUGAUGAGUCUGAGAUGGAAGAGGACUAUGACAAUGUGACAAAAAGCAGAUCACACACAGAUAUUGUCAGGGAAUCGACAAGGCUGCCAGACAGGGAAGAAAAAGCAAAGGAGGAUGAAAAAGAAUGAGCAGAGGAUGCAGAUUUUGCAGCUCUCUGGUUACAUUUCACGAUUAACCUAAAAUGCAAUGUAAUCUUUCCAGGUGAACUUCAUUUGAGCUUCUCUUCACUUUUGAAUCCAUUUCUAUUCAAUGCUUACGAAAGAGAUAGAGAGAGACUGGGAGAGUCACAGAAAGGCAUAAAAGUAAUGUUUGUAAAUCUUCAUUCCUCAAAAACCUGUUGCCAAUUUUAUCUUGAGCUCAAUGUUGGUUCUGAAAAAAGGUUGAACAGGACUUGCGCAUUCAAAAUUUGAGUUUUUCGGUUGAUCCUGAAAUAUUCCCUGAAAGCUGAAUAAAAAUAGUUUUUUUUGUGAGUAGAGUAUGUGUGACGAAUGAAGGAAGAUCUGAGCUGACAGUAAAAUGAACAGUAGCAAUGAAAGCUGUGAAGAAUACAUUUUGUGUAUAUAUAACGUUUUAGAUUUGCUCUCAGGUAUUUGCAACGCUAAAACAUUUGACGACAAAAAGUACACGGCUAUUUGGAAAAUGUUGAAUGAAAGCGUAGUUCCUCAAAUAAUGGCCGCUGCACUGAUAAAAUUUGUAUCUCAAAAACACACCUUUUAUGCUUAAAAAAGAAAUCAUUGUUAGUGAGGUAUAGCAGCCAUGACGCAAUAACAGAUUGAUUUAGACGAGACCUUUUUAAAUAAUAUUUAUUUUUGCAACAUUAUUACAAAAAAGUAACAUUUUAUGUAAUAAAUUAAAAAUAUAUAAAAUGCCUUUUGCCACUAUAUGAAGCAUUACAGUAUUUCAAGCAAUAACCUUGCCAAUCACUGUAUAUACGGGAGGAAUGAUUUUGCAUGUGAGCCACUGGAAUCAUUGUGAAAUAAACUGUGAUAUUUUUA
Messenger RNA from Hippocampus zosterae (dwarf seahorse), 3290 nucleotides. It is a transcript of the gene znf366, whose product is annotated as zinc finger protein 366. Gene Ontology annotation, cellular component: nucleus. Gene Ontology annotation, molecular function: RNA polymerase II transcription regulatory region sequence-specific DNA binding; DNA-binding transcription factor activity, RNA polymerase II-specific. Lineage: Eukaryota; Metazoa; Chordata; Actinopteri; Syngnathiformes; Syngnathidae. The record is from RefSeq and is a predicted model, not a curated record. Gene Ontology annotation, biological process: regulation of transcription by RNA polymerase II. The transcript is spliced from 7 exons. The coding region runs from base 285 to 2423 and encodes 712 amino acids.